Microsporum canis CBS 113480 is the source of this 399-nucleotide messenger RNA. RefSeq lists its product as uncharacterized. The transcript has 3 exons. The coding region runs from base 1 to 399 and encodes 132 amino acids. The record is from RefSeq and is a predicted model, not a curated record. NCBI's taxonomy places the organism in Eukaryota, Fungi, Ascomycota, Eurotiomycetes, Onygenales, Arthrodermataceae.
AUGGUGGGCGGAAGGGAGAAGAAGCAAGCCUCUUGGAGGAUGAGGGGGAGGGGAGGGGCGGACCGUCUCCGCAUUAUGCAGAUAAUAAAACGGGACAAGCAAUACAUCAAGCCCACACACCCCACAGAGAAGCCGAACUCUGGCAAACCGGUACUAGUGACCCUGAAAGUAAGCUGUCACAUCAUCCUCGCAACGCUGGAGAGGGAAUCUCAGGGUGGUAAGAAAGUCGAGGGAGGGUCUCUCAUGCCAAGGGAGGAAAACAGUUCUUUUUCGAUAAAACCUGCAGAAGCAAUGCCUACUCGCUGCGUGGCAGCUAUGCCCCACCGGUCGUCCGACGAUAAGAUCUGGUAUUGGUGGCAGGAACCAACGCCGCAAAACAUGCAAGAGAUGAUGAGAUAA